AUGAGUUUCCUGUCCUUUGAAGAACCUUUAGGAAUCAGUCUGGCUUCAGCUGCUGUUUCCUUUCCCUUCAUGACAAUCAGUGUGCUUGGAAUUUUCCUUAAGCGUAGAGAUACCCCCAUUGCCAAGGCCAAUAACCGGGACCUCACUUACACUCUCCUUAUUGCCCUCUUACUGUGCUUUCUCUCUUCCUUGUUAUUCCUUGGUCAGCCAGGGAAAGUAACCUGCCUUUUCCGGCAACCAGCAUUCAGCAUCAUCUUCUCCGUUGCUGUUUCAUGCGUGUUAGCUAAAACUAUUAUGGUGGUUGUAGCUUUCAUGGCUACUAAACCAGGUUCUUCAAUGAGAAAAUGGGUGGGAAAAAGAUUGGCUCUUUCCAUUGUCUUUUCUUCUUCUUUUCUUCAAGCAGUUCUUUGCAUUAUAUGGUUGGCAACAUCUCCUCCCUAUUCUGAGUUAAAUAUGCAGUACCUGAUGGAAAAUAUGAUUCUGCAAUGCAAUGAAGGUUCCAUCUUCAUGUUCUAUUGUGUGCUGGGCUAUCUGGGCUUCUUGGCCAUCGCCAGAUUUAUUGAGGCUUUUCUUGCCCGUAAUUUACCUGAUAGCUUUAAUGAAGCCAAGUUCAUCACUUUCAGCAUGUUGGCUUUCUGCAGUGUGUGGAUCUCUUUUGUUCCAGUGUAUCUGAGUACCAGAGGAAAAGCCAUGGUAGCUGUGGAGAUCUUCUCCAUCUUAUCCUCCAGUGCUCGAUUAUUGGCAUAG
Messenger RNA from Pseudonaja textilis, 747 nucleotides. Lineage: Eukaryota; Metazoa; Chordata; Lepidosauria; Squamata; Elapidae. The record is from RefSeq and is a predicted model, not a curated record.